Molecule: messenger RNA, 1047 nt
Organism: Epinephelus lanceolatus (giant grouper)
Lineage: Eukaryota; Metazoa; Chordata; Actinopteri; Perciformes; Serranidae
Source: RefSeq, a predicted model, not a curated record
AUGGCCAACUUCGGAGCUGACCCAGUGCAGCUUCAAGUUGGUCACUCCAGCUCAGCAUCCGGAGAAGCAGGUAUGAUUUCUGUCUUAUUCAUAAAGACAGUGAUGGUUGCAUGGUGUCACGCCUGGUGUCUGUGUUCUAAAGCAAUGUCUCUGUUGUCGCAGCACGUGUUCGUCGUUGGAGACUCCCACCUGCGCGCCAUCGUGGACGGGUUCGUGGCCAUUCCAGAGGGCUGUCUGUCUUUUGGUUUUCUGUCUGUUCCAGGUACAGACACCAGGGAGCUGAGGACGGAGGUGCUGCGUGCUGCUGUUCCAUGGACCCCGGACGCUGAGUGUGUGCUCGUCCCGAGCAACAACCUCACUGCCAGUAGGACCAUCAGUGAGGCGGCGUUGGACUUCGGUGCGCUCCUGACCACCGUCUGCAGUCGCUGGCCCAAGGUGUGUUUUAUGUAUUUAUUUAUUUGUUUUUCCUUUUUUUGUUAUUGCAGUCAGUAUUUAUUUGGUAGUUGUGAACAGACUGUCUUUGUGUUGGACUUCCCUCCCCGUCUGACCAUGGACCUUGGCUUCCAAGAGCAGCUGCGUCAGGAAUACCACCGUGUCGCAGCACGCAUGGGUCUCCCCUACGUGUCUGUGACGGCGCACUUCCCAGUCCAUCGGUUGGAGCUGUGGUGCCAUGAUGGCGUAAGUACAGGAUACUUUGUUGGUGUGAUAUAAGACGUGGUGGAGUUUCAUGUUUUUGGAGUGACAUGUUGGUUGUGUUAAACUGUCUUUGCGGUGCACCUCAGCGACUCCGAUGGCAUGCCCAUCCUGGUGCAGCUGCUGUGGAAUGUGGCCUACCUCCAGCUGGCACCCCCUCCGCCCCCGCCCCCGGUGUCUCCCCGGAGAUCGCCGGGUGGCCGGGUGUCCCCCAGUCUGGUCGUGACGGGGCACGUUCCCGUGCCACGUCACAGUGACCCCAGCGAGUGGGCGGUGGUUGGACGGCAGGGUGGACGGCAGGGCAAGGUAAUGUGUUGCUUCAAGACAAUUUGUGGCUUAAAGCUGUGCAAAGUU